Mytilus trossulus (common blue mussel) is the source of this 926-nucleotide messenger RNA. Its product is annotated as perlucin-like protein. The coding region runs from base 103 to 813 and encodes 236 amino acids. The transcript has 5 exons. Lineage: Eukaryota; Metazoa; Mollusca; Bivalvia; Mytilida; Mytilidae. Gene Ontology annotation, molecular function: carbohydrate binding. Gene Ontology annotation, cellular component: external side of plasma membrane. Gene Ontology annotation, biological process: biological process involved in interspecies interaction between organisms. The record is from RefSeq and is a predicted model, not a curated record.
AUAGUGCUUUUUAUCUAUUCAGGUGUCUGCUUUUCAAAAUUCUCUUUCGGAGAUAUAUCUAAGUUCCAAUAAGCAUUAAAUACAAUCUGACAAUUCAUUACCAUGUUGAUUUCGCAAACGAAAGAUGAUUUUUCUUUGGUGUUUUUGUGUGUGAUGUUUGCAAUGGUUAUUGCAGAACUGAAUGUUCAUAAAUAUGUCUUUGUAACUACAAAAGACAGAAGAAUUCUUCCUAGCAGUACAUCACUCAUAAAGCAAAGAACACUAUCUCUAGCUGCUUGUGCGUCAUUGUGCUCCAUACAUUAUUGUUGCUAUGCUAGUUAUGACACGAAAACCGAACACUGCUACUUAGAUGAAUCUUGUUGUCCAAAAAAUGAGUCUUCAAUAGAUUCACUUAUAUUAAAGAAAAAUACAGUUUCAUUCGCAUGUCCAAACAGAUGGUUAAAGUACGAAAAUCAAUGCUACUACUUUAGCGAUGAGGAAAAAACGUGGGACCAAGCUAGGCUGAUGUGCGAGCAUAAUGGAAGUAGGCUAGUAGAAGUCGGUUCUAGUUGUGAAAACGACUUUUUGAAGAUGACAGCAGCUGUAUAUGACAAAUCUUACUGGCUAGAUGGAAGUGACAGACAAAGUGAAGGUUCUUGGAUGUGGGUCAGUAGUCUAACAAAAUUUGCAUUUACUGAUUGGUAUGCAACAGAACCAAGUAACUAUGCAGGAGAAAAUUGUAUUCGCAUUACGAUGCACUUAGACUUCAAAUGGGGGGAUGCCUUAUGUAGCAACCAACUCAGAUUCAUAUGUGAAAAAAGGUCGAGUAAUUAAAUUGGAAAGGAUAAUACCUAGCACAUGUUGCAGCACUUUUUAAUGUCAUUGAAAAGGUUGUGAUGUCCGAACGAAUGCCAUGCAUUAUUUUUGAAAUGACGGUUUAAUGGUUG